UCCCUUUUUUUAAGGUCCGGAAACGUUCUACACCGUCCCGGCCCAGACCCGACACGUUGACGGCCCUAACUAGUAACUACAGGCCUUCUUAUGCUUCACCGGAAAAUUAUUUUCUCAUCCAGCUUGAAAAAAGUUCCCGCCAAAAAUCCCUGGGAAGCUGAAGGGCAAGCGAACUUGUUGCUGCAACUGCCAUGGCGACGACCUCUCCUACAACUGCUUCAAAUCAGAUCCUCGAUACUAGAACCAUGUCGUCCGCAUCCCUCAGAAUGGUUUGUCUGCAGGAUUGGUGGCUGGUUAAAUCUGAACAUAACUUCCAUGGUAAGAGAUUAGCUGUCGGAGGGUUUGCGACUAGACAGCGACUGGCAGGUAGAGUCUUCUGUUCCACACCGAUUAUCAAGAGGCAUGACAGCUUUACUGUGGAGACAGCAGAUGGUGUUGUAGUUACAGUUAAAGGUUUAAUAAACAAUGCUCGCACAUGUCAAAAUGGCUUUUCUACUGAGAUAUGCAGUCAUUUUCUGUUUGGUUUUCCCUUCGACUGGGAAGACUAUACCAGUUACUUUUUUGGGAAUGAAUGUACAACUGAUUCUGGAGGCGCUUUGACAAAUAUCAAGGGUUUCGAUGAGACAGAGGUGCACUCGUACAACAGUACAAAUCAUGAUAUGCCAUUUCACUUGGAUAAAUACCCAGUAACUGAAAUACGUGAUUGUUUAAUAUCCAUCACUGGUAACUCUGGUAAUUCUGCACUACCAAGUAGUAUCUUUGCUGAUAUAAUAGAAAAAUGCACCAACAGUAUUUCGGAAAAGGCUGGAGAAUUGGUUCACAUGUUUAUAAACGGUUCUAAUACAUCAACAUCUUUGUCUAGUUUGUCAGCGGAAGCUUCAAGAGAAUGUAAGAAGGCUAACUUAAGACAAAAUGAGAUUGACAAUGAUAUCUUUCCUGCCACCAAUGGAAGACUUGAAUGUGAAAAUGUAAAAUUAGAAGAUCAAGGUAACCUCAAUCAUGAUGGUUGCAAUGAGACUAAAAGUGAAACUCUGAAAGAUAAGUUCACAGUUCAAUCAGAUGAUGUCCUAGAGAAUGCACCAAAUGAUUCUUUGUUCCGAGUGAAAACAGAACUUGUCCGCUUAUCUAAGGUAGAGCUGGUUGAGUCAAGGUCAACUUCCAAUAGAAAUGGUGUAAGAGGGUCUGGUCUAGAUGUUUUAAAGAGAAAAAAGAGAAGUUUCUCAACAGUGGAGAGUAAUUAUCUAACCAGAUCUAAGAGGUUACAAAAUAGGGAAGAAUUGAGUGAGAAUCCACAUGGGAAAGAAGGGGAAGAACAAAUGGUUUGUUCUCAGGUCUCCAGAGAGGUGUCGGUUCUUCUUAAAUGGUGUAUGAAGGAUAAGGUAAAGAGCAAUGUGGGGACACGUCACGGAAAGGUUGACUGAGCUGUUUGAUUGGUCAUAAUUGGUGUUUUAUGUUAUAUUUGAUUGGUCAUGUGCAAGGAUUCUCACUCAAUUCUUCCCUAUUGUCAGAUUGAAGAAUUCACGGGAAUUUUUUUUUUUUUGAAGACGGCCUGAACAACAAAUCCUAGGCUGAAAAAAUUCAACUAUUUCAAUUGAAUUCGACUUUGUGAAUGAUAUUUUAAAUAUUUUUCAAUGUAAAGUUAAAUGUGCUGGUAUAUGUAAAUGAAAGUCAUAUAUCUUUAAUUUUCUGUUUGAUCCUCUUGCGUGGAUAAUUG
This is a messenger RNA of Nelumbo nucifera (sacred lotus), 1714 nucleotides long. RefSeq lists its product as uncharacterized. The record is from RefSeq and is a predicted model, not a curated record. Lineage: Eukaryota; Viridiplantae; Streptophyta; Magnoliopsida; Proteales; Nelumbonaceae.